UGGGAUGCCUGUCUUUUCUUUCAUGGUUUUUCUGUUCUUACCAGUGCAAGUUAAUAUGGAACCAAGUACUAGUUUUGAUGCAAUAUUGCCUGGCAGAAUAAAUGCGCUGCGUGGCUCUUGUGUGCAGAUACCUUGUACAUUUGAUGCACCAGAGAACAUACUGAAGCACACACAAAAUAUAUUUGGUUUUUGGAUAAAGAACCACCAUGCUUUUCUCAAUCCAGAGAGUUUGGUGGUUUUCAAUGGAACUUCAAACAUCAUAAAAGGAUUUAAGUAUAUAGAAAUACUUGGAAAUCUUCGUCAGCAUGAAUGUACCACUGUUUUCUAUGAUGUCAUGAACAAUCAUACAGACAAAUACUACUUCAGGGUGGAAAUGAAGUAUCCAGUGGCCUGGAUGUAUACAUAUAACAAUCCCAUCUACAUUUCUGUCUUAGAUGUACCGGAACUUCCUAUCCUUACACCCACUGAUCUGCAAGAAGUGAUGGAGGAAACUACAGUAAAUCUAAGCUGCUCUGCUGAAGCCCCCUGCCCCGCACAACCUCCUAAAAUAUCCUGGUCUAACAUCCCUGAAUCUGCUCGCAUUACAACACAGUUACAGGAGAAACCUGAUAAAACCCAGUCAGUGUUUUCAUACAUGACCUUCAAAUCUUCAUACAAAGAUCACAGGAAGAACAUUUCCUGCACUGCUACAUAUCCAAGAAAUACGCCUAAUGACUCGACUGCAGAGACCACCGUGAUGCUACGAGUCCUGUUUUCUCCAAAAGAAACUCACAUCAUCAUCGAUCCAUUUGAUUCAAUCUCUGUUGGCACUAAUGUGACUUUGACCUGCAAAAGCAAAGCCAGUCCAAAUGAAAUGAACUACACUUGGUACAAACGUGGACAGGAGAAAGAGCUGGAUUUUGGAGAACAACUAACCUUUAAUGUAAAUAGGAGGAGUGGGGGCUGGUACUUUUGCACAGCAAAGAACAUACAUGGUAAUCAGAUGUCAGAAGAGUUCCAGCUGAUUGUGGCAGAACCAUUGGCUUUAAUCAUUGGCUGUGUCGGAGGAAUUUCAGCAUUUCUGUUUAUAUUUCUUCUGGUAACGAUUUUCUUAAGAGUGCAAAGAGUAAAGGCAUCCAUUAUUAGGGAAACUGACUUCUCAGAACAGGGUCAGGAAAAACAUGUGCAGGUCAACUCUAUUUAUGCUAAUAGAGAUUUUGUGAUGGGUGAAGAGCUAGAGAUGCCAAAGGAUGAGAAUGACAUGAUCCACUAUGGAGAGAUUGACUUCUCCACUCCCCAAACCAAAAGCACCACAGAGAAGAUCUCCGGACAAGAAACAAUAUAUGCCGAGGUCUGUUGUUCAGGGAAGGAUUAG
This is a messenger RNA of Sinocyclocheilus grahami, 1354 nucleotides long. Its product is annotated as sialic acid-binding Ig-like lectin 12. Bases 5 to 1354 code for a protein of 449 amino acids. The record is from RefSeq and is a predicted model, not a curated record. NCBI's taxonomy places the organism in Eukaryota, Metazoa, Chordata, Actinopteri, Cypriniformes, Cyprinidae. The transcript has 7 exons.